Molecule: messenger RNA, 986 nt
Organism: Notodromas monacha
Lineage: Eukaryota; Metazoa; Arthropoda; Ostracoda; Podocopida; Cyprididae
Source: the annotation of a GenBank genome assembly
UUCUUUUUCUUAUUCAAGGAGGAAGAAUAUCAUUCUAGUGUAGUGCUUUCCUUCAGUGUGAGAGCGGCGAAUAACGUGUUGGAAAACAGUAGGACUGAAUACGAGGUAUUCUGUUUUCCAAAAUGGGUACUCUGAUGGGUCAUGUGCUGCCGGGGUCGUUUUUCAUCGCAGCCUCGCUCUGGUGGCUUUGGGUUUUGCUGCACAAGUAUUUCAAAUCCAAACUGCCCAAAGGGAAAACUUCGACGCAUUACGAAUUUCGCUCUUCUCUUUCUGUUGCUGGACCUUUUAUUGGGAAUCGGCUGCCGAUGCAGGGAAUCCUGCUCAUCACUCUGGUCACCAUUGGGAUCAUCGGCGAGGCUUACACAGGGUUCCGGAACGGAAAGUUUGUGGUUCAAGGAAACGGGCAGCACAUCACCAUGUAUUUUUUCUUCGGGAUGGUAGCGUUGACUGAAGUGCUGAACUUCUACCGGAUUCCACUGCCUCGUGAUCUCGACUACGCCACGUUUUUGCUGGCUUUGCUCAUCGAGGCCAUGCUGUUCUACCAUCAUUUGCAUGGCAGGACUAUGUUGGAUGUCCAGCGUGUGUCGGGACACGUCGCUAACUCUACUUCGUGGCUGCCUUGCACGACCGACGAGACCCGUCUUGCUGCGACUGGGAGCAGGUCCCCCACACCAAGUAGUGUCAUCCUACCUAGGACAUGGGGGGCGGCCCAAGGCCAAUUUGGGGCAAAGCUGCGAAGCACAACCAUUUUCGCAAUGCACAUCGCAGGAGUGAUGAUCUUCACCUUCAUCCUUGGCGUCGUCGUGAACAUCCGAGUGAAGCGACUCAGUCAAUACACACCGACGUACGAGUUGAAUAUGCCAACUAAUUUUGCGGGAAAUUCCUCGCAUUUCACCAUCAAUGACUCAACGUAUUCCCCAUUGUCCUUGUCACGAGAUGAAGACGAGGAAGAAGACGACACUUCGCGUCAUAUCGCAGUAGCGUGA